Molecule: messenger RNA, 4865 nt
Organism: Acanthaster planci (crown-of-thorns starfish)
Lineage: Eukaryota; Metazoa; Echinodermata; Asteroidea; Valvatida; Acanthasteridae
Source: RefSeq, a predicted model, not a curated record
CAGACCUUAUUGUGUGUUUUAAGAGAAAUACAUCAACAAUUUUUUUUUCGAUCGUUCCCAUGUAUAGUGAGGCCGUCACCACAGCCACUGGUUUUGAUGCACUUAUAUGCAAAUAAGGCAGGUGCAUGCACAUUACUACUACUGGUUGGCAAAAUUGCUUAAAAUCUAUGACGUAACAAUACAAAUCUCCAUGCACGCGCAACUACAAGCACACACACGCCGUUCUGCACUAGUUUAGUUUGACAUGAGUGCCAAACUUAAAGACAAGGAUUUGUUACUUUCCAACUUCAGGACACUUGAAACUUGACUUAGUUUCGAGGAUAGCGUGCUGAAGUAUCGGACAGAGGCUGUAAUACGGUUUGCAUUGACCUUCAACGCUCGGAGUUAUGGUUACAGCAGCCCUCCUGCACAUACACUGCCGACAGUGUUGACGGCCUCGCUUGCCAACCAGUGGUAGCAGCGCGCAUGCGCCUGCAAUUUGCAUAUAUUCAUGGCAGGUCAUUGAGUUGACAGUGAAAAAAUCUUGAAAUUAGUGGUGAUGACUCUUUAACUGAAGCAUGUUCAUAACGCAACACCACCUCUCUUCAGUUUACUUUAUGCAUUCGACUUGAUACAUGCAACUGCAGCAAGUCGUCAUUCACGUUAAGAUGUCUCACACAGGAUUGGUUCUCCUGAGUAUUUUAACAGUGGUUUGUCUGCAAGUAACCGAAGGGUGCGUUUGCUAUGCGGGUCAGACAGUGGACCCAAGCUCUACUAGUUCAUUCAAACCGUGGGUGCUGCUCUACCGCGACCCUUGUGGUUGUACCAGCCUUGUACCGGGCGGCUUUAACGCUCAGCGCUCCCCGCCGGUUUGGAGACACUCUGCAGUCACAAAUCCACCAGGAUUCACCUUCUCGUCGGAAGGAGACAGGGCCAGCGUGAAGUUGAGUCUUGGGUGCACAGACGGCGUCACGCCGUACACCGAAGCGCCCGCGGCUACUGAUGUGCAGGCGAUUCAGGGUAUCAAAUCCACCCCGAUUAAUCUCGACAUUGACACCGAGUCUACUCCGCAUACGGCGACCGAGUCGACCCAGCAACAUGGUGAUGCGACCGGGUCAACGAGUCCCAAUUCUGCAGAUCGUGUUGACAGCAGUUACCGAGAUGACAACGAAUGAAGGAAUCGAGUCUAAUGCCAACGCUGCGACUUCUGCAUUAGUGGGUAUAAGUGAACCACCUCUGUUCCCAGAAACGCCGUGCGACUUCUGGGGGUACCACACGACAGACAACAACUACGUGUACGUGUUUCCAUUCCCUGCAUUUGACCCGGCCAAGGAGUUGUAUGUCAGGUUUGGGGUCCGCACGGGGAUGUCGGCUUUGUUGGCACUAACGUUGAACAAUCAAAAUCCGACAAGAUACGAGGAUGCGUUAUAUGAAAUUGUUAUCGACUACCGAUACUCAGAAACCAGCGGAAUACGCCGGUGCAAAGAUUGUCAGAAUGUCGUCUCCGUGAUGGAUGCCGCAAACCGGUUGGACGACGACGUGUACAAGUACUUCUGGCUGCGGUACAAGACGGGUUUCAUCCAGGUCGGCCGUCGAGGCGAAGCCCAGGCUUUCCUGGCAUGGCAGGACGGAGCUCCGCUGAGCGUGCGGUACUUGGGCCUGGCGUCCAACGGAUGGAGAAGCAACUGGAGAAUCUGCGAGAAUAUGGCUGUCAUGCACUGAGGCUUCACGCUCGCAUUGUAUAUUCGCUAAGAGCUGAUGAAUUAUUCCAAUAAAGAAACGAGUUACAUGAACACAUUUUUAGAUGAAGGAUAAUUUAAUAUAGAACAUGUCAAGUAUAAGCUUUAGUUUCGCACACAGAGGUUGAAAAUAUGUAUUUUUCAUCAAGAAUUCUUAGACUGAACUUAAAUAAAAUACUUUGACCAGCGUCUCUUUGAACCUUAUACGAUAGGCUUCACAGAGAAAAAAUAUUGUCAACAUACCGGUAGCUCAAAUACACGGUGCAAUUGUAGUCUUGGUAUUACUUAAUGCGCAAGUUCCAUCGCAGUUGCUGGGACAUUAUCUUUCAACUCUAAAUGAUCUCCAUCAAUCCUUUAAACCGUUGAUGGACUACAGCAAGCAAGACAUUAGAUACACAUGGCUGUGCAGGGAAUACUUCAUGAAUAAAUUACCACUCCAUUCCUGAGACUGAAGGACAUGUAUAAUAUACACGAAGAAUUUUCUGACGUCACUUCAUAUUUAGGACAGCAGCAUCAUUUAUCUGUUCGGGUAUAAAUGCACCAUUUCUGUCAUUGGGAAGAUGGGAAUUGUCUAGCUUAUCCCAAACGUGUUGACGGACAAAAUGAGGUAAUGAAUUUAAGCUGACACUCGAAUAUCAUUUUGGUAAUAAGAAAUGGCUUAGAUACGUGAGGCCGAAAGAUGAACAGAAGAAAUGAUACGUACAUGUACGUGCGUACGCAACAAAUUAAACUUCAUUGUCUGGACUAACCAUACCAAUUGCCCGUUUUCUGUCAGGAAUUUGUCAGCCGUACUGCCCCUUUUCAGAUUGUGAUAAUGUGCAUUUCUAUUGUCGUUUGAGCAGUGUAGUUUGAGCGCUUAAUGUUUUUGCAUUGUUGAAACCGAGAUACAUAUAAAAACGCUUCGUGCAAGUCUUUGGCUUGUUAUAUAGAACAUUUCUUUUUCUCUUUCAGACCCGUUCCUCGUUUGUUUUCAGUAAACAGAAAGUGGGGUCUCAUUUGUCUUUGGACUGAUUAAUGAGGAAUUCCCAACCACAGAGUUUAAGCCGUGCCUCGGACUGACCCCCUUCUGUCCCAGAGGGCGAGAUUAUUCCUCAGAGGCAGAAGGGUCCGCCAACCAAUGAGUUCUCGAGACGGGACCCCAGACUUUGCCGGACUAUACAUGGUGCAUGCAACAACAGGCAGUGGAUCGGGGUUGAUUUCUCAUGAAUGCUGUUUCAUGUAGAAAGCAUGGAACUGCCAUAUUGGAGACCACAAGAUUUUUAAGAUCUUUGCUGCAAAGAUGCUAAUUUGCGAACCAGACUUAACUACAGGUCGCCAGCGCCACUACAGUGCAAAACCUACGGUGUUUACAUUCAUACUUAUUUCAUCUCAGGGAGCCAUACAAGACGCAUACAGACGGCAUUCAGUAGAAUUGAUGAAGAUUGAAAAUGACGUAGUAAUACAUGUAUAUGGGGCUGGCAGGAGGUGCAAUGGACCAGCUAAAAGCACACCUUGUCGAGUGCAGGUUCCCUGAACAUACAACAUACCGAUCACAACAGGAACAAUAAUGAACACCUGAUACCUAACAGGCGUGGCUUGAGACGAGCAUGAUGUCUGGCCAUGGUGGUCGCCCACCUAGCUGACCAACAUUUCUUUGGUGUCAGCUUGUACAUCCUCCAUCAGGAUCUUGACCAUCGUCUUCGCUGGUCUCGCCUGGGACGGCUUACUGUGUGAGGGCUCCCAAAGGACGACCAAUAAGGACUCCUUGGGUGUUAAAUUAACACAGCAUUGGCAGGGAAGCUUGAACAACUCUUCACUUGAAGGAGUUUUUUUCACUCAGUAAACGCAAGCCCGACGUCUAUAUUUGGGAAUUCUGUGUUUAAUACAGUAAUGAACUCGCAUAUCGGGGACUUUAAAUGCCAAAUAUGCCUUCAUCUCUGGCUCUACCACGUCACGUCUGAUUCGAUUAAAAAUCCCCAACGCCCACCAGUAGCCAUUUAAGAAACACUAAGUUGAGGAAAAACUAAAGAAAAAAAGACUAUGUACUUUUUAAACUGUAAAUAUGCGGACUUAAAAUUUGCCCGUAAAAACGUUUGCAAUAAAAGGAUAAAUGCUGGUGCAAAAUUUAUGAGACUCCUCAAAAUCGGAGGCUGUCAUUUAGCACGAGAGGCUAUAUUGUGCACCCUGACUAAUAUAUGACACUAUACUCAAAGAUUGAAGACAUUCAGGGGUAACACAAAGAAAUUUUUCUUCAAAACCGAGAAUAUGAUUUCCUUUACUCAUCACGGAUGUGAAAGGUUUUGUACACAGGCAAUUCUAAUCACAUACUGGUCCAAGUAGCGUUUUGGAUGGUGUUCAGGGGCUAAGCAGUGGUGAUGGUUCUGCAGACGGCGCUAUCAGUCGUUUUACUGCAAGGGGUGCACCUCCGUAAAUAAUUUCUUAUAAACACCAGUGAUAAAUCCUUUUAAACAUACAUGUACUCACAACUAUCACAGGUGCUCAGGCUGCACAGAAAAAUGAUGAUCAACAUGUCAUCCAUUUUCCUUUCAUUUAAUCGAAUAAAUAGUACCGCUUUCAGACUGCAUCCAAAUUGCUCAGAAUUGGAAGCCCUAUGUCCAGGCAACAGGUUCGGUGCAAUAUCUCUUCAAUUCCCCAAAUUUAUGGCUUUAACAACCCUCUAAUGUAAAAUAUUUUGAGUGUAUACCUUUUAUUAAUGAGGGGCGGACAGAUUUUGGGCUUACUUACAGGGGUGUACCCCUAGAGGUCCUCUAGUACGAGGGACAAGGUGGCCGAUUGGCAAUACAUGUACCACACGGCCUAUAUUUGAAGGUGUACCCCUAGAGGGCCUCUAGCAAAAGGGACAAGGUGGCCGCUUGGCAAUACAUGUACCACACGGCCUAUAUUUGAAGGUGUACCCCUAGAGGGCCUCUAGCAAAAGGGACAAGGUGGCCGCUUGGCAAUACAUGUACCACACGGCCUAUAUUUGAAGGUGUACCCCUAGAGGGCCUCUAGCAAAAGGGACAAGGUGGCCGCUUAGCAAUACAUGUACCACACGGCCUAUAUUUGAAGGUGUACCCCAAGAGGGCCUCCAGCAUGAGGGACAAGAUGGCCACUUGGCUAUACCACGCGGCCUAUUUACGGGGGUGUACCCCUAGAGGGCCUUUAGCA